GAAGCGGCGGAGGCAAUCAACUCAGAGGACACCCGGAAAGCGUUUGCAGAGGGCUUCGCCCCCAACGCGGUGGUAAAACCCCCGGUUUUCGUGGUGAUCACAGAGUUCGUGCCCGUCUCUUUCGACCCGAGCUCGAAGGAGGAGGUCGAGGAAGUGCUAGCAAGUUCAGGCCUCCCAGUAGGAGGGGUCACCUGGGCCGAGUGGAUCAAACGGGUGGCCAGACGCAAGCCGGGGCAACGCACGGCCCACCUAAAAACGGCCUUCACGUCUGCGACGAUGGCCAACAAGGCCAUCGAGGAAGGAAUGAUGGUCGAAGGCCGUCGGGUUUAUUCUAGAAAAUCACUCCCGGAACCACCACGAUGCUUCAAGUGCCAAUCGACAAAGGGUGAACACAUGGCAGCGACGUGCCCGGCUCUGGGAUGGACGUGCGCGUUCUGCGCGGGUGCACACAGCACGGACAAGUGCGACGCAGUGCCCGGCUCCGCCCCCAAGUGCACGAACUGCGCGAAGGCGGGCAACCAACAUGACCACAUGGCCUCGGACUGGAACUGCCCAACGACGGAGACCAACCGCACCAAGUACCAACGCGCCCACCCCGAGGCGCAGUUCCGCCUCUUCCCGACAGACGACCCGGCGACCUGGGAACGCGUCGACGGAACUAACCCCCCCCAGGCACCCCCAGCG
Messenger RNA from Coniophora puteana RWD-64-598 SS2, 684 nucleotides. RefSeq lists its product as uncharacterized. The annotation marks the transcript as partial. The record is from RefSeq and is a predicted model, not a curated record. The transcript has a single exon. NCBI's taxonomy places the organism in Eukaryota, Fungi, Basidiomycota, Agaricomycetes, Boletales, Coniophoraceae.